GCUUCAGUGCGGUGACCCAAUUCCACGUUGCUUGGUGAAGAGUGUGUGGAAUGUUUGAUAAGUUUGGGCUUUGGAUCUUACUUGUACAAAGCGCUAAAAUACGGGUCUGUUGCCAUACGAAUGGUGUUGGUGUGAUUGACCCUCAUGGAUCGGAAGCCACUUAGCCUGUUUUAUCUCAUAGUGCACCACGGUUCAGGGAGCGGUGGCUUGGGACAGUGGAAACUGGCAUGGUGGGAGAAAUCAUACAUCAGCUGGGUAUCAGAUGAGUACAUUUAGGCCUAAGUAAAAGAAUUUUUCGAUCCAAUCACUUGUCACUUGGUGAAGUGUGUGGUACUGUGGAAUGCUUGAUAAGUUUGAGCUUUGGACCUUCUCGUACAACGUGUUUUACAGUGGUGCAUUAUAAAAACACAAGCUUAGAUUUUUUUUCUGUCUACAAUGAGAGUGAGAUACCAUUUCUAGUGUGAGAGUGAUCUUAUUGUUUGUAUAUAAGCAAUGUUGUAUUUCAAUUUAUUGAAAACCCUUCCCUUCGAAGAUUAGAUUCCAUGUCCAAAUGACUUUCGUUUGAUCUUUUCUUUGUUUCUUCAUUACUUGAAAAUCCUCGGGUCUUUCAUUGCUACGAUGUUUGAAAUGCACAUGUUUUAUCCUGCCCCCGUCUCUCUCUCAUAUCCCGGAACUAAUUUUUCCCCGUUAUGGACAUUAGCAGGUGACAUGUUCACUGAAGAACAGAAUGAAUUGGUUGAAUCAGCAGCAGAGAUGCUGUAUGGUCUAAUUCAUGUACGAUACAUAUUGACUAGCAAGGGAAUGUCUGCAAUGUUGGAGAAGUUCAAGAACUAUGACUUUGGGAGAUGCCCAGGAGUUUACUGCUGUGGGCAACCCUGUCUUCCAGUUGGUCAAUCGGACAUUCCACGGUCAAGUACUGUAAAAAUAUAUUGUCCCAAAUGUGAAGAUAUUUACUACCCUCGAUCCAAGUACCAAGGCAAUAUCGAUGGAUCUUAUUUUGGAACCACAUUUCCUCACCUGUUUUUGAUGACUUAUGGACACCUCAAGCCACAAAAAGCAACACAAAGUUAUGUCCCAAGAGUAUUUGGCUUCAAGCUCCACAAGACAUGA
Messenger RNA from Ilex paraguariensis (yerba mate), 1110 nucleotides. The record is from the annotation of a GenBank genome assembly. Lineage: Eukaryota; Viridiplantae; Streptophyta; Magnoliopsida; Aquifoliales; Aquifoliaceae.